UCUCCCCUUGAAAUCCAUCCCACUUCUCCUCAACGGCUAAUUCCGUUCCAUCUCCUCCUCCGCUCCGAUCCGAUCCCCAUCCAUGGCCGCCGCCGCCCCGCCCUCUCCGCGCCCGGACAUGCCGCCGCCUCCCGUUCCGCCGGCCACGGGGCGCCGGCCGCGGCCCCGCGCGCGCGAAGUCAGCUCCCGGUACCUCUCCACGCCCGUCCCCUCCACCCCGCGCCUCUCCACCGCCUCCUCCUCCUCCACGCGGUCCCGCUCCCCGACCCCGUCCCCGCGCGCCCGCACCCAGCGAGCCGGCACGCCCUUCGCCAACGAGAACCACCCCCCUCCACCUCCGCCUCCCACCGGCACGGUCGCGCGCAGGCGGGCCGUGCAGAAGCUGUUCAACGAAAUGGGGACCAAUAACCCGCGCGCGUCGUUCAGCUCUAACUCCUCCGCCGUCUCCGCCUCCGACUCCGUCCCCGCCGCGACUCCACGUCCGCUCCCGCGCUCGUCCAGCGGGCCGGCGGCGUCCACCGUGCGGAGGGGAUACCCCCGCCUUCCGACGCCCGCGCGCGCCGGCUCUUGCCCUACCGCCACCCCCGCCUCCGCUGUGGUGGACUCCGACGCCGCAUCGUGCUGCUCGUCGUCCGACACGGCGUCCACGGUGACCGACUUCUCCGUGGCCGACGGGCUUGGAGUGGUCCCCGCCGCGCCGUGCGAGAGCCCGCCGCUGCUCGGCCAGGCGUCCUGCCGCAGCGGGCGCCUGUCGUCGGAGCUACGGGCGUCGGUGCCGGAAUCGGGCGGGUCCGCGCGGGCAUCCAACCCGCUGUGCUACCGCUCGCUCAACUCGGCCCUAUCGAUCUCAACGGCGGCGGCGGGGAAGGCAUCGGCAGCAGCAAGGCCACCGCAGCCGCAAGGGGCGAAGGCAGUAGAGUUGAAGAAGGCGGCGGUCGUGGGGGGCAGGAAGAUCGUGGGGAAGCAGGAGGACGUGCACCAACUGCGCCUGCUGGACAACUGGUACUUCCAGUACAGGUUCCUGAACGCCCGGGCGGAGGCAGCGGCUAAGGCCAUGACUGCCGCUGCGGAGAAAUCCCUCUGCGGGCUCGCCGGGGGGAUCGCGGGACUGCAGGAAUCUGUCGCCGAGAAGAGGGCGGAGGUGGAAAGGAUUAGGAGAGAGCAGAGAUUAUGCUCAGUAGUUACUGCUCAGAUUCUGUACUUGGAUCAAUGGGGUGAAAUUGAGAGGGACCAUUCAAGUUGUCUUAGAGGGGCAACAACAGCGCUGCAUGAUGUGUCACUGCGACUACCGAUCAUUGGGAAUAUUAGGGCAAACUGUGGGGAGAUCGCAGAAGUUCUUAACUCAGCAGUGCAACUGAUUGAACCACUGUCACCUUGUGUCAGAAAUUUCCUCCCAAAGGUUGAAAACAUUGAUGACGUGGCCUCCAACCUCUCCCAAGUUGUCGCCACUGAAAGAGCGUUGAUAGAAGAGUGUGGAAAUCUCCUGUACCAAGCACAGAACCUCCAGAUGAGAGAGUACAGUUUGAGGACUCAACUGGUGCAGCUGAAACAAGGAACUAACACAAAAUAGAAGGAAGAGGAGAAAUAAAAACACGAUGCCAAAUCUUUUGUUCGCUGAAUGGAACUAACUAUGCUCCACCAUUGGGAAUCUUCCAAAGUAAAAACGCAGGAGUAUCACAUAUGUUUCCAAGUACAUAUCACAUAUGUUUUCUGUAGUUAGUUUCUGUUGUCGUGGAAGCAUUUUGUUGUCUAGCAAUGGCGAUAAAACGUGGAAGCAUUGAAAUUUUACAGAUCAAAAUUUGUUGAUUCGUUGAUAGUACGUGCCUUGCUUACAUUCUGCUGUAUUUUGUUUGCUUCUGGAAAAUAGAUCCUAAUAUGUUUGUUUGAAAAUAGACGUUACGCAGACGCAAUGUUC
Messenger RNA from Phragmites australis (common reed), 1915 nucleotides. Its product is annotated as protein ENDOSPERM DEFECTIVE 1-like. The coding region runs from base 83 to 1570 and encodes 495 amino acids. Lineage: Eukaryota; Viridiplantae; Streptophyta; Magnoliopsida; Poales; Poaceae. The transcript is spliced from 6 exons. The record is from RefSeq and is a predicted model, not a curated record. Gene Ontology annotation, cellular component: cytoplasm; nuclear microtubule; centrosome. Gene Ontology annotation, molecular function: microtubule binding. Gene Ontology annotation, biological process: spindle assembly; centrosome cycle.